Molecule: messenger RNA, 5736 nt
Organism: Labrus mixtus (cuckoo wrasse)
Lineage: Eukaryota; Metazoa; Chordata; Actinopteri; Labriformes; Labridae
Product: NLR family CARD domain-containing protein 3-like
Exons: 14
Coding region: 317-3853 (1178 amino acids)
Molecular function (GO): protein binding
Source: RefSeq, a predicted model, not a curated record
CAGACAUUACAGUUUGUCCUUUCAGUCUUGGAGGCUCUCUGGUCUUGACGCAGCAGUUUUUGUAAGAGGAGAGAAAUUAUGGAAGAAACCAAACAGUGAAAUGUUGGAGCCGCAGCUCUGACACAUGGCACAUUUUAAACAGCUGGACCGUUAUCUUUUGUUUGUCGUGCGUCGAAAAGAAAUCACGUUUGGGAGUAUCACGGUCAUGACAUCACGUGGAUUACAUCAGAGGACGAGAACGAAAAGAGACGAAAGUUCAGGCAGAUAAUAGACGCAGGAUCACAGACCAGACUCUCCUGGACCCAGCUGUGAGUCCAUGAUGAGUGAAGGCUGUAAAGCUCUUUCCAAAGAUGGAAGGAAACAGAUGCAGACACCAGACCCUCCUGGACCCAGCUGUGUGUCCUUCAAGAGUAAUGAUUCUAAAGACAUCGAUAUUAACUUUAAAGGUGAAAGUAUGAUGAACAAGACACCAGACCCUCCUGGACCCAGCUGUGUGUCCUGCAAGAGUAAUGAUUCUAAAGACAUCGGUAUUAACUUUAAAGAUAAAAGGAAACAGAUGCAGACACCAGACCCUCCUGGACCCAGCUGUGUGUCCUUCAAGAGUAAUGAUUCUAAAGACAUCGAUAUUAACUUUAAAGGUGAAAGUAUGAUGAACAAGACACCAGACCCUCCUGGACCCAGCUGUGUGUCCUGCAAGAGUAAUGAUUCUAAAGACAUCGGUAUUAACUUUAAAGAUAAAAGGAAACAGAUGCAGACACCAGACCCUCCUGGACCCAGAUGUGUGUCCUUCAAGAGUGAUGAUUCUAAAGACAUCGAUAUUAACUUUAAAGGUGAAAGAGUUCAACAGGAGAGCACCGAGGCUCCCCAGUCGGCCCAGUGGUCUCAAAAAGACCUGGACUCCAUAUUUGAGCCGCUAAAGAAGAACAUCCACAGGUAUGUGGAGAAUGAGCUACAGAGAAUCCUGAGGGUUUUAAGUCCAGAUUAUCAAGCAGGCGUGGAGAGUGACAAUGAGGAUGAAGAUCAGAUGGAUAUCAGAGAUGUAACUCUGAAGCUCACUCUGCACUUCUUGAGAAGAGCUAAGCGGGGGGAUAUGGCUGACUAUCUGCACAACAGGACUGUCACUGCAGUGUGCCAACAAAAACUCAAGUCUAACCUGAAGAAGAAGUUCCGUUGUGUGUGUGAUGGGAUUGCUAAAGAAGGAAUCCACACCCACCUGAACGACAUCUACACAGAGCUCUACAUCACAGAGGGAGGGACUGGAGAGGUCAAUGAUGAACACGAGGUCAGGCAGAUUGAAACACAAUACAGGAAACCACACAGACCUGAAAAAACCAUCAGACAAGAAGACAUCUUUAAAGCCUCACCUGGAAGACAGGAACGAAUCAGAACGGUGAUGACAAAGGGAGUGGCUGGCAUCGGGAAAACAGUCUUAACGCAGAAGUUCAGUCUGGACUGGGCUGAAGGAAAGGCCAACCAGGACAUACAGUUCACGUUUCCGUUCACUUUCAAGGAGCUGAAUGUGCUGAAAGAGAAACGGUUCACAUUGGUGGAGCUUGUUCAUCUGUUGUUUCCUGAAACCAAAGAAGCAGGAAUCUGCAGGUUUGAAGAAUUCCAGGUUGUGUUCAUCUUCGACGGUCUGGAUGAGUGCCGACUUCCUCUGGACUUUAAAAACAACGAGAUCCUGACUGAUGUCACAAAGUCCGCCUCAGUGGAUGUGCUGCUGACAAACCUCAUCAGGAGGAAACUGCUUCCCUCUGCUCGCCUCUGGAUAACCACACGACCUGCAGCAGCCAAUCAGAUCCCUCCUGACUGUGUGGACAUGGUGACAGAGGUCAGAGGUUUCACUGACCCACAGAAGGAGGAGUACUUCAGGAAGAGAUUCCAAAAUGAGGAACAAUCCGGCGCCAUUAUCUCCCACAUCAAGACAUCGCGAAGCCUCAACAUCAUGUGCCACAUCCCGGUCUUCUGCUGGAUCAUUGCUUCAGUUCUGGAGGAUGUGCUGAAGACCGGAGAGGGAGGAGAGAGAGGAGAGCGAGGAGAGCUGCCAAAGACCCUGACUGAGAUGUACAUCCACUUCCUGGUGGUUACGUUCAAACUGAAGAACAUAAAGUAUGGUGGAGGAGACAAGACGGAUUCACACUGGAAUCCAGAGAACAGGAAGAUGAUCGAGUCUCUGGGGAAACUGGCUUUUGAGCAGCUGCGGAAAGAAAAGUUGAUCUUCUAUGACUCGGACCUGACAGAGUGUGGCAUCGAUAUCGGUGCAGCCUCGAAGUACUCGGGAGUCUUCACGCAGAUCUUCAAAGAGGAGAGAGGACUGUACCCGGACAAGGUGUUCUGCUUCGUCCAUCUGAGCGUUCAGGAGUUUCUCGCUGCUCUUCAUGUCCAUCUGACCUUCAUCAACUCCGGAGUCAACCUGCUGUCAAAAGAACAAAAAACAUUCAGGUGGCCCUUUAAGAGGGGAAACAAAUCAACACGUUUCUAUCAGUCUGCCAUCGACCUGGCCUUACAGAGUCCAAAUGGACAACUGGACUUGUUCCUGCGCUUCCUCCUCGGCCUUUCCCUGGAAAGCAAUCAGAAGUACAUGCAAGGUCAGCCGACACCAAUAAUAGAGAACUCGCAGACUAAAAAGAAAACGGUUCAGUACAUCAAGAAAAAAAUCCGUGCUAAUCUGCCUGCAGAGAAAAGCAUCAAUCUGUUCCACUGUCUGAAUGAACUGCAGGAUAGUUCUCUAGUGGAGGAGAUUCAGGAGUCCCUGAGAUCAAGAAAUCUCUCCGCAGACAACUUGUCUCCUGCUCAGUGGUCAGCUCUGGUCUUUAUCUUACUGUCAUCAGAAAAAGAUCUGGACGUGUUCGACCUGAAGAAAUACUCUGCUUCAGAGACGGCUCUUCUGAGGCUGCUGCCAGUGAUCAAGGCGUCCAACAGGGCUCUGUUGAGUAGCUGUAAACUGUCAGGGAGAAGCUGUGAAGCUCUGUCGUCCAUCCUCAGCUCCGAGUCCUCUCAUCUGAGAGAGCUGGACCUGAGCAACAACAACCUGCAGGAUUCAGGAGUAAAACUUCUGUGUGGUGGACUAAAGAGUCAGCACUGUAAACUAGAGACUCUCAGUCUGUCAGGUUGUCUGAUCACAGAGGAAGGCUGUGCUUCUCUGGCCUCAGCUCUGAACUCCUCCAACCUGAGAGAGCUGGACCUGAGCUACAAUCAUCCUGGAGAACCAGGAAAGGAGCGGCUGUCUGCUCGACUGAAGGAUCCAAACUGCAGACUGGAGAAGCUGAGUUUGGACCAUGAUGGACCGCAGAGACUGAAACCUGAUGUGAGGAAAUACGCCUGUGAACUGGAACUGGACACAAACACAGUGUCCACGUUCCUCAAACUGUCCGACAACAACAGAAAGGUGACGCGUGUGUUGGUGGAAGAGCGGUAUCCUGAUCACCCCGACAGGUUUGAAAACUGGCCUCAGCUGCUGUGCGGGGCCGGUGUGACCGGUCAGUGUUACUGGGAAGUCGAGCUGAGCGGACGAGUUCUCGUAUCGAUGACAUACAGAGGAAUCACAAGGAGAGGAGUCAGUAAUGAAUGUGCGUUCGGAUGGAACGAUCACUCCUGGAGUAUGAUCUGCCAUGACCGUGGUUACAUCGUCAGGCACAACAACAAAGAAUCAAAGAUCCCCUCCUCCUCCGUCUCUAACAGAGUAGGAGUGUAUGUGGACUGUCCUGCAGGCACUCUGUCCUUCUAUAGAGUCUCCUCUGACACACUGAUCCACCUCCACACCUUCAACACCACAUUCACUGAACCUCUUUAUCCCGGUGUCGCGCCCUGGUCAGCAGGCUCCUCCGCAUCCCUGUGUCCUGUAUCGUAUUGAGGCUAUCUCUCCAUUAGCUACAUGUGUACAGUGAAUGACAGACGGAAGUGGAUCUCUAAACACCAGUGUUGGAAGUACUGUAACACCACUUGUUUUUGCAGUAAUGAGUACUGUAUCUACUUAACUUUUCAUUUUCAAUAACGCCGUUAUAAUCACAUAAAAGCUCUCGUUACUUUAAGUGUAAUAGCCGACGACUACAUGAGAUCAGAAUCGGGGAUUAUUGCCAAGUACAUUUACACAUACAAGGAAUUUGAUUUGGUGUAUUGGUGCUAAAAAAUUAACAAGGAAAUAAAGCAGAACUAGCAACAACUUAAAUAAUACAGAAUAAGAAGCUAUUACAAUAUAUGAAAUAGAAUUUAAAAAUGUAGGAGCUGUGCAGUGGACUAUGAGGGAAAAAAAAUUCAGUGUGUGUAACUACUCACAGAGUGCAUGUAAGGAAGAUACAUUUUUAAAGUCCAGUGGGCGUUAAUGUAACGCAUUCACAGUUUCAGCAUUCACAUUACUCAAGAUCAAGGUUUAUUGACGUUGAUUCGACAGGCGAGGUUAUGCUAACGCUAGCAAAAUAGCGUCUUGGGAAGAAAGAAUGUCACGUGCAGUAAACACACACGCAGGCUGAUGACCGUUCAGGUGUGAGCUUUUCCAUCUUGGAGAUAUCAACAUUAGUUUCCCCUGCUUGAGAUAAACAACACGCUGUCAGAGAGCCCGGUGCUGAGACUAAAGCUCCGUUACAUUAUUUAUUUAUUUAUUAUGUGUUAAUGGCUACAAUGUUAAAUUAAAUCUGUGAGUAAUUGCCUCUCACUGCCACAGCAAAACUAAGAAACGUUAUCAUUGGUAGAAGUAUUGAUGCAAAAAGAAAGUUAUGAUGAUCAUUUUCCAAUGCAGUAACUUGCAUAUCACGGCUAAACACUCUGUGUAUAUAUGUUGGAAAAAGAAGUAGCUGUUUACAUUGGACAUGAAGGAGAACUGCAUUUGACUGAGGAAUUGAUGGGAUGUGCGAUCUGGAAUCUGUAUAUUGUGUUUUAUUUUGAAAUUGACCGGAUGCUCUGCGUUCGAUCUGCUCUGCUCGGCGUGACGCGUGCUUAUGCUUAUGGUUACUGUUCCAAUUUAUAUUUUUGUCAUCAAAGAGUUUCUACAUCUGUUUUUGUACACAUUUAAAGACAAAGAGAGAUUCAUUAAAUUUGCAUAUUCAUUCCAUAAGAUAACUUUAUUAUUAUGAAACUUUGAAUAUUGACGAAAUCAUUUCUCAAACAAACAGGUAGAUCAGAUUUUUUUUACACAACUUUAAGGACAAAUGUACAUAUUUAAAAAAAAUGUUAAGUGUCAAAAACAGUCAACAACUAAACGUGACUGAAGUUGUCUACUGUCCUGGCAUCGAUGAUGCCCAAGAAUUACGUUAACUACAAGAGCUUGAACUCACUCACACUUCUGCCUUAUAUGUUUACAGUCAGCAUUGUGCAAUGAAUAACUAUAUAUUAAUCAAGACUUAUAGUUAAGUAAUUGACUGUUUUAUUAAAGGGCAUUUUUUAACUAUUAAAUCAAAACUGACAUGUUUUUGAACAUAAUGGAUGUAUUGUAUUUUAGUUCAUUUUGAGACCAGUUAGAGCCUCUAUUGCAAUGAAUGAAGUCAUACCAGACUGAUGUAUCUGUAACCAAAGCUAGACUGAGUGAAUUUAAUUGCACAAAUAAAUUUAUGUUAAAAGAUGUGAAUCACUCCUUGUGAUGUUUUAAGCAUGUUCAUUCUUCUUUACCGUUUUGUUUUUUUUAACAAAUGAAUCUUGUGUGUUUUGAAGUUUCUCAACAGUAUUUGUGUUUUCAAACGUCUGAGUUGUCCGAUCCCAUUUCAUUUCUCGAUAUGGGUUUAACAAUAAAGCCAUUUAACAUCA